AUGAAUACAACAUCUACAAGAUUGUUUCCCGUUUUUAACAUAUCUUUGUGUGAUCUCGAACCCUUAAGGAGCGAUUCAUCUUCAUAUUUGAUGUCAUACUUAGCUGGAUCAAGCUCUGCGAACGACACUGUUGUAGCUACUAGGAGUCGUGAUAAAAACUUGUGUAAUUGUCGUUAUCCUCCAAAGUUCAUCGUAGAAAGGAUGUCGAUGUAUGAUAAGAAUCCAACUUGCAAAUUUCGCAACUGUGUUGACUCUUUGGUGGAGAUGGCAGCUGAGAAGUGUAAAUACUUCAAGUGGAUCGAUGGUGAGCUAACACCACACUACAAGCAUGCCUUUAACAAUCUCAAGUAUGAGUUGCAACUUAUGAAAGACACCAAUUACACUGGCAGGCUGUAG
Messenger RNA from Lactuca virosa, 396 nucleotides. NCBI's taxonomy places the organism in Eukaryota, Viridiplantae, Streptophyta, Magnoliopsida, Asterales, Asteraceae. The record is from the annotation of a GenBank genome assembly.